UCAAAAGUUCAAGAUCUGUUUUCUCAAAAAACAGUCAAAGUGAAUUUUGUUCUUUUUUUACACUAAAGUAAAAAGAACCCAAAUUUUCGAGUCGCUAAAACAAAGAAGAAAAAAACAAAUUAUAAAAAUAAUCAGGAAAAAUGACUCAUCGAUUUUCGCCUCAAAUUGUAUCUAAAAUUUGUGUAGAAAGUCAUACGUUUGAUUUAGAUUUUAGUAAGGGCGCAGGUUGGCAAGGUUUCCUGUCUUGUCAUGUUUCUGGAGCUGUUUGCUUAUGGUCUGAAGCAGAGGAAGGGUCCUAUAUCUUAGCAUCGUGUAGUCAGCAUCAUAGAAAGAGUUGUCGCACCGUUAAGUUUUUUCCUAAUGGGCAACGUUUUGUUACCGGUUCAGCCGACGGAUCUUGCCUCGUGAUAGAUACGAAUAGUAGAGGUUUAUGGUCAUCUUCUACACAAGUCUCAAAUUCCGAUCCCGUGAAUGUUUUAUGUCCUAUAGACACCAAUACGUUUAUUUCUGGAAGAGAUUCUGGUAUUGUUCAGUUAUGGGAUGUUCGUCAAAAUUCUUCGUGUACCACAAUUCAACCAUAUGAAGAAGUUGUUUUUGCCAUUCAAUUAGACCAACAACACCACCCAAACCAAGCACUGAUCACAAGUGGCGAUCGUUUGUGUUUAUAUAAUAUUCGCUACCCAAAGAUGCAGCUUAAAACAAUGUCUGACGAACAAGAAACGGAUCUUUUAUCUUGCGCUAUUGUUAAAAAUGGAUCCAAAGUAUUAUGUGGCACUUCUUCUGAUGGAGCUAUCUGCAUUUUUGAUUGGAACAACAUGAGUGAUAUGACUGACCGGAUAAUAAAUCAUAACGUUUCUGUCGAUCAUAUUAUUCCGUUCACAACAUUAGAAAAUAACCAAGAUGUUAUCAUCACAAGCAGUGGGGAUGGUAUCCUUCGCAUAUUAACAGUCUUUCCCCAUGAAGUUUUAUGUGUCAUUGGAAUGCACAACACAAGCGAUGAAUCUAUUGAAGCUUUAUCUAUGAGUAAAGAAAAAAAGUAUGUUGUAUCUGCCGCCCAUGACGAGACCCUAGUCGUUCAUAAGUUACCCACUCAGCAAGAGUUGAAAGAGAUACUAGCGAUGGAUAACGGCCAACGUGUCAAGUCCAAUACGCCGUCGAGCGCAAAAGAUGAUUUUUUUUCUGAUAUGUAGUCAAUCCUAUAUUUCAGUGACCAUAAAAUUUUAGACACUAAAUCAAUCAUUGUAAUGAUAUUUUCUAUUUAAAAGAAAAUAACUAACAUAAAACUUUUCGCUUAUACGACUUAUACGAGCCCAAUCAUACGCUAUUUUAAAAAUCUUUUUAUA
Hylaeus volcanicus is the source of this 1343-nucleotide messenger RNA. Its product is annotated as WD repeat-containing protein 55-like. The record is from RefSeq and is a predicted model, not a curated record. The transcript has 13 exons. Bases 141 to 1190 code for a protein of 349 amino acids. Gene Ontology annotation, molecular function: protein binding. Lineage: Eukaryota; Metazoa; Arthropoda; Insecta; Hymenoptera; Colletidae.